UCACACCGAACUGGAUGCAGAUAUGCUAGAGAGCUCGUGCUGAUGCUGGAUGACACUGUGGACUUAAAAUGAAUAUUCUGCCGGUACUCCUCGCUGUUCUGUGUUUCAGCAUAAUGCAGGAUAACACUCAGGGUUUUAAUGUUGGGAUUUCGGGAGCGAAGAUCUUCUCAGUAUCAGCAGAGCAGUUUGGUUACUCUGUUAAACAGUUCAACAACAGUCAAGGAAAAUGGCUCCUCGUGGGUUCACCAUGGAAAGGAUACCCUCAGAAUCGGAAGGGAGAAAUCUAUAAGUGUGAGAUUAACCACCCUGGAGUCAGCUGUGAGUCACUUGACCUACAGAAUUCUGUCAAUGUGCCAAACAUCUCCAACAGCAACAACAUCAACAUGAGUCUAGGUCUAACUCUGAUUCCAACAACCAGAGACAGCGGCUUUAUGACGUGUGGUCCUCUGUGGGCUCAGCAUUGCGGAAGUCAGCACUUUUACCCAGGAGUCUGUGCUGACGUGAGUCCACAGUUUAAGCUCCAGUCAGCCUUCCCUCCUGCCAUUAAAACUUGUGGCAGUCUAACGGACAUCGCAAUAGUUUUGGAUGGAUCCAACAGUAUACGCGCAUGGGAACAAAUCCUCGCUUUCCUUAAGAAAUUGCUGGAAAAUGUUGAUAUUGGACCUCAAAGCACUCAGGUGACUGUGCUGCAGUAUGCUGUUGACACCUCGUUCGAGUUCUACCUGAAUUCCCAUCAGACGAAAGAGUCCAUGAUUAAAGCAGCUUCAAAUAUUCAGCAGAAACUUGGAGUAAAAACUAAUACUUUCACAGCCAUUGAUUUUGCCAGAGAGAAUGCAUUCCUAGCCAAAAAUGGAGGCCGUCCUGGGGCCAAUAAAGUGAUGGUGGUGGUAACUGAUGGAGAGUCACAUGAUUCAGUUCUGAGGAACACAGUUAUCCCAGCCUGUGAGAGCCAAAAUAUCUCUCGCUUUGCUAUUGCGGUGCUUGGACAUUACAUAAAGAAUGAUCUUUACACAAGCGAAUUCGUCGCAGAGAUUAAGUCAAUAGCCAGCAAUUCAACCGAGAAAUACUUUUUCAAUGUGUCUGAGGAGGCAGAACUUAUAGAGAUCGUCGGGGCUCUUGGAGAUCGUAUCUUCAACAUUGAAGGUAUUGGGGAUAAUUUCAAAAUGGAAAUGUCCCAAGUGGGGUUCAGCGCACACCAGACCAGAAAUAAGGAUCUGAUCUUACUGGGAGCAGUUGGAGCAUAUAAUUGGAUUGGCACUGUUGUGCACCACACUGCCCAGAAAUCAAAUGUUUUGCCCAAAACUGCUUUUGAGAAAGUCUUGGAUGAUAGAAACCACAGUUCAUUACUGGGAUACUCUGUCGAGUCUGUAAUCGACGGCUCGUCUGAGUUUUAUGUGGCCGGUGCUCCUCGUGCCGCUCAUAGAGGACAGGUCAUAGUUUACAGUAUCAACAGCCAGAAUCAGCCGGUCAUCGUAGAUUCACAGAUCAUUGUGUUCUGUGGUUUGCAGAUCGGCUCUUAUUUUGGCAGCGUUCUCUGUCCUGUUGAUGUGGACGCUGAUGUUGUGACUGAUCUGCUGCUGGUCGGAGCUCCGAUGUACAUGAGCGAGGAGAAAUCUGAAACCGGAAGAGUCUAUCUCUUCACCAUUAACAAGGGUGUCUUGAGUAACCAGGGUUUCUUGGAGGGUUCUCUGAAAAAUGCUCGGUUUGGGAAAGCCAUCACUGUCAUCCGCGAUCUAAACCUGGAUGGUUUCAGUGAUGUGGUGGUUGGUGCUCCGCUGGAAGGCAAUGGCCAAGGUGCCAUUUACAUCUACUAUGGAGACAGAAAAACCAUCAGAAAGCAGAGCUCACAGAAAAUUGUUGGAACGAACCUGGACCCAGCGUUGAAGUUCUUCGGCCGCUCUCUGGACAGCAGCAGAGAUAUGAACAAAGACUUUAUCCCAGAUGUGGCAGUGGGGGCUUUUGAGAAAGUGGUCCAACUCUGGAGUAGGGGAAUUGCAGUCGUCCUGGCCAAAGUUUUCUUCACCCCUGACAAGAUCAGUAUCCUGAGUAAACCAUGUCACUAUAGCGGGAGACAAGUGUCCUGCUUCAAAGCUAAAGUGUGUUUUAGAGCAACAUUUAAACCAGCAAGUCCACUGGGGCCAGUAGAUAUCAAGUACAACUUGACCCUGGAUGCCGACCUACAGUCAUCUCGGGUCAGCCCUAGAGGUCAUUUCAGCAACUUGGAUCGAGUCGUCCAGAAAGACAUCAGCGUCUCUGUGCAGGACUUAUGUGAAGAGCAUGACGUGUAUGUGCAGGAGACCCCUGACCUUGUCAACUCGAUUGCUUUGCGUGUGGACAUAGUUGUCAGCCAUCCAGACGCCAACCCCGUUCUGGAUGUCUUCAGUACUACUGCAUGGGAGUUUUUUAUGCCGUUCUCAAAGGACUGUGGUCAAGAUGCCGUUUGCUUCAGUGACUUGGUUCUGACUGUGCAGAGUGAAGAGAGACUCAGCAAAACUCAACUGGUGGUCAGCCAGAACAAGAGAAGUCUCUCCUUUACUGUGACUGUGAUGAACAGGAAGGAAAAUGCGUACAAUGCUCGAGUGUCUAGCCGCUACUCCAGUAACCUGUUCUAUGCUUCUGUUACACCACAGACUGAAGGAGCAGAGGUGAAGUGCACUCUAAUGAAAGAAUCAGACACACUUAUCUGCCAAGUUAGUUAUCCAGUGCUGAGGACGGACCAAUCGGUUACAUUUGUGGUCAACUUUGAAUUUAACUUGAAUCAGCUUAAAAAAAAUGCCAAUGUUGUCUUCGAAGCUUUAAGUGACAGCACAGAGGAAACUCCAGCUGAUAAUACGAUCUCUGUCUCCAUUCCUGUCCAAUACAACUCUGAGAUUAUCCUCAGCAGAGAAUCAAAACUAGAUGCUUAUUUACUUGAAAAAGAUAACAAUUACACAACCACAGUGAGGAAUUUCAAGGACAUCGGCCCAGAUUUUAACUUUAAUUUAAAGGUUUCUACAGGAACUGUCCCAGUCAGCCUGGUUUACCUCAAUGUCUCGCUGCCCAACAGCACUAGAGCAGGAAAUCCUCUCCUCUACAUAACCAGCAUUAAAACCUCACCUGCUGAAAACAUCCAUUGUUCAGGCAGUCAUCUGAUCGACCAGUUUAAUAUAACUGAAAAACCUUAUCCAGCCCGAUUCACAAAGGAGUGUUUCAGGGGAACAGAUGAACUGAACUGCAAAACAGCCACAUGUCGCUCAGUUCAGUGUGUCCUGAAGGACCUGGAGGAGAAGAAUGAUUAUUAUGUGGAUGUAACGACAAACAUAUGGAGUGGUACAUUUGCGAUGGCUGAUUUUCUGUACACUGUCAUCUCUGUGACAGCUGAGAUAGAGACAUCUCAACCAGAGCUGCUGUUCAUCGAAAAGAAACACCUGCAGGUUAAAGUCCAAGUGAGCAAACCUGGAGCUAAAGGGGACGUUCCAGUGGGCGCCAUCAUAGGGAGCGUUAUCGGCGGUCUGUUGGUCUUCGCUCUAGUCAUCGCAUUUCUUUGGAAGCUUGGAUUCUUCGAGAGGAAUUAUCAACCGAUGAAGAACGUGGCUGAGGUUGAAGAAGAAAACCAGGAACUGCAGGAAAACAGCGAGACACUUUAAGAAAUCUGUCGAGUCUCAUUCAGCAUUAUCACUGCUUCCUUCUCUAAGAGCAGACUGGGCUUUCAAAAAAUGUCAAUUUGAUUUUAGUGCAGCAAGUGAAACACUUGCAUUCAAAGGAGGACUGUCCAAGCUUUGUAUUUUUUCAAGAAAAACCUAUUGAUGCUUCAUGAGAUUUACUGUAGCUCAUAUACUAGUUAACAGUUCAACUUUGUUUUGUAUCUUUCCCAGUUUCCCCCACAAAUACUCCUUGUUCUCUUUCCAGCAUGGAUCCCGAGACUCUGGGUAGAACAUCAAUUCAUUAUUAUGUAUGAAAUAUUUACACUAUAAAUAAUACCAGUGUUAUUAUUAUAUGAAACAAAUAUAUUUAAACAACAUGAAUAAGUUAGUUUCUAAAGUAUGCCAUAAACAUUAUCUUUCCAAUUAACAAUUUUAAGACAUAUAAUAAAUUAUAUAAACCAUGAACAUUUUCAUACAACUAUAUUGCAUAAUAUGAAAAGGAACACAAAUAUGUAUUAAUAAAACUUAUUUAUACUAGCUACUACGAUUAGUAUUUUUACGUCAAAAUGUGUUAUAUAUCUUAUAUGUAAAAAAUAAUAUAUAUUGGUAAACUGAGUGGCAGAAUAAAUCUAAUCUGUUUGAUUAUAAUGGGAGCUUUUAAUAGUUUUAUUGCUUUGAUGACAUAGUCAGUUUACGACUGAAACUGAGACCAAAACAUUCGAGUUCACUGAAUGCAAGGAAUGAUUACGUCACGUGAUUCGUUGUGUAUUUUCGCCUUGCAUGUGGAUGAUCAGAGAAUAUAAUUGAAUAACAGAUAUCAAAAGCAAGCGUAUCUCGAUAUCCAUGUAUAUAUAUUGGACGCGCACAUGUAAACUUCAACUCCUCUCGCCACGUGGGUCUGUUUUCUUCCUGAGAGCUCAAAUCCAAUUGGCUUUGCCACAGGUCACAUGACUCGCGGAAACAGUCACAUGACGUUCAAUCAACCUCGUGACCGUUUAAUAUUACAUUUUAUAAAUUCGUACUCCUUCUAAGUCUUAAUUGAGCUUUUAUCAUUAAAACCAGCGAUAUAAUUUAACCCCUUCCUGAAAUUAUCUCUGCAUUCCCUCUCUUCCCCAACAGAUGUCUCCAAAUACACAUUCCGAGCCAUUCAGCUGUUCACAGUUAAUGUAUCCCCAGAUGUUGUAUAAGGUAUAAAAUAUUUUUUAUGGUGGUUACUAUAUUUGUUGACUCAUGUAAUGCCUCAUGGGCAUAUGUAACCAUUAAAGCUAUCAGCAUACAAUAUUUUUGUUUUAAAUACAACAGAUCAAACGCUCGUUUCGCCUUUAUUAAACAGCCGAUGGCUGGUUUUGUUCAUUAAGACAGUGCUGUGUGGCAUUCGAUCAAUCCAGUGACAUCUGCAACCACAGACCACAGCUGUGCAACGUAUGGCCCUGUUUCACAGGCAUUGUUAUUAACAACGUGUGGUAGGAGACACUUAUAAAGUCGUGCAUUUCUCCCAAUUCUCCGACAGGGACAGCAGGGCAACAGCGUCCACCUCACUCAUGUCUGGCAAGCCGUUUGAUCAUUUCUGUUUUAUGUUACGGGUAGGCCUACUAGUUUGUUUUUAACCACUACUAGAUUAAUUAAUCUGAUAGUGAGUAUAAUAUUUAUAUGUAAAACAAAUGUAAAGUGAGAUAAGAAAUGCUACUGACAUAUAGGCUACUGGUAAGUGUAAAAUAAAGUUAAGAAAAAUAACACAAAAAAACAGCUAAAACCAGCCUAAACUGGUUAGCUGGUCCAGCCUGGUCAUAGCUAGUCAGCAGGCUGGUUUUAGAUCACUUCUUUAGCGGGUCAGGGUGGAAGACCAGCUUAAACCAGCUACUUUCAGCUUAAACCAGCUAAAACCAGCCAACCGUCUUAGGUUGGUUGUAGAUGUUUUUUUUUCAGCAGGGAUAUAAACUAGUACAUAAUAACUAGUAAAAUUAGAAUAGACUUUAAUCUGGGUAGUGUCAUAUUAAUUCUUGACAGCAAUGAAAUUGAGGCUGUGAGUUUAAACAGAGUGUGUUAAAUUGACUGUAGUGUGUUUAACAACAUCAUGAUUGUUCAGCUAAUUAAAUGACUUUUUUAGGCUACGUCCACACAAAGUCAGAGCUUUCACUAUCUGAUCUUUUUUUUUUCCUCGUCUCAAGAAAUAUGUAGGUCCACACGAAACAACAAUACUGACACAAAACGAUGUAGUAUACAUGCCAGACCAGUAUGUGGCACUGUAAUCCUGCCACAGACACAUUAAAAACGGAGAAAAGACUUGGACUAUGCGCAUAAACCUUGAGCACGGUAUACAAACGAACAUGGAACAAUAUAUUUAUUAAUCUGUGUUAAGGUUAGUUAAUAGAUAAUCGUUCAGUGUUUGUUCAUGUUUUUGUUUCUGUUAUGUGACGUAGAGGUGUUACGACUAGGGGUGAGACGUAGGCCGAUAAUGUCAUAGUUUCAGAAAAUAUAUGGAUUUGCUGUCCACGUGAAAACGCAAAGGCGUUUGGGACCUGGUUUAAAAAAAAAACGGUUUCACUCUCCCAAAACACCAGAUCCGUGUCGACGAAAUGCCUAUAUGAUACAAAAUGUAUGCGUAUACAGCAAAUGUGUCUCUGUGUGGAUGGGGCCUUAGACAAGUCGACCAUUAAACAGUUUUGAAAGUUGUGAAACCUUUAUACAGUGUGAACCAUUGUAAGGACAAUAUUCUUCACAGCCUCAUUUUCAUCCAUGUUAAAUUCAAUAUGGCAUCUAAUCCGAUUGAGGUCUAUACAUUCAUAGUACCAUAGAUCCCACAUUCGACCAGACACAUUGACGUAUCUGCCUUCUUGGAACAGUCAACCUAUCGUCACACAGUAAAAAUCAAUAGCAGCGUCCCAAAUGAGAUGAUGCACUACACACUAUGCACUUAUUGAUUAUGUAAUUAUGCAGUAUGUAUUCAACCAUGUAGUGUAUGAAUUACUUAAGGUUAUUCGCUACAUAAUUACAGCUGCAACAUUCCACACUACAUUUUUUUGAGUUAUUAAAGUGCAUCAUUUGGGUAUUUAAAGUUCAAGUUUAAGGACUUGUUUCAUUUUGGGGGAGGUGUUGGCGCAGUGGUUUGAUUGAUUCAUUGAUAAAAGUUUCAGCUAAAUGAAUAAAUGUAAAUGUAUAAAUGUUUUGGACUCAGUGAACCAAUUAAAUCAUGGUUACCUGGAGGGGAAUUUAAUGGCCGUCAGAGGCACAUCACAUCAUGUUCACUGUGGGUGAGGCAGAGGACAGUGUUGAAACCCCAGUGCCGCUGCACAAGAUGGUCCCCAUCGACUUCCCAGAGUCUGGUCAGGUCCCGGUCGACUUCCCAGAAUCUGGUCAAGUCACUAUUAACACCCAUGAGUCAAGUAAAACCACAGUUGAUCUCCGUGAGCAAAGUCAAGUCACCAAUGAUCUCUGUGAACAAAGUCAAGUCACAAUUGAUCUUCAUGAACCAAGUCAAGUCACCAAUGAUCUUCGUGAAUCAAGCCAAGUCACAGUUGAUCUUCAUUAACCAAGUCAAGUCACCAAUUAUCUCCAUGAACAAAGUCAAAUCACAGUUGAUCUUCAUGAACCAAGUCAAGUCACCAAUGAUCUUUGUGAAUCAAGCCAAUUCACCAUUAAUCUCCGUGAAUCUAGCCUAGUCGCCAUUAAUCUCCAUUGGUCAAGUAAAGCCACAUGUAAACUUCAUGUGUCAAGUCAAGUCACCGUUGGUAUUUAUGAACAAAGUUAAGUCGCCACCAAUCUUCAUGUUGGAUAACUAAAUCAAGUCACAUUUGAUCCUUAUGAGCCCAGUCAAAUCACCACAGAUCUUCCAGAAUUUCAUCACAUCUCAGCAGAUCUUCCAGAGCUUUAUCGUACCACAACAGAUCAUCCAGAGCCUCGCCACGUCUCAGCUGAACUUCCAGAGCCUUGUCACAUCUCAACCGAACUUCCAGAACUAUCCUCCUAUCCUGUCAUGGCAAUGGAGACCAUCCACCAACUCCCUGUCUGUCCUAUCAUGGCCACAGAGGUCAUCCAUGAACUCCCCGCCUGUCCUGACACGGCCUUGGAGGGCCAUCUAUGGACUCUCGUUCAUUCCUGUCAUGGCUACGGAGACCAUCCACCAACUCCCUGUCUGUCCUGUCAUGGCCAAGGAGACCAUCCAUGAACUCACCGCCUGCCCUGUCACGGUCAUGGAGACCAGCUACCAUCUCAUCAUGGCCACCGAGGCCGCUAUUAACCUCUUUAUGUUCU
Carassius gibelio (silver crucian carp) is the source of this 7874-nucleotide messenger RNA. RefSeq names its product integrin alpha-2. Gene Ontology annotation, biological process: cell adhesion mediated by integrin; cell-matrix adhesion; integrin-mediated signaling pathway. The coding region runs from base 69 to 3626 and encodes 1185 amino acids. Gene Ontology annotation, cellular component: external side of plasma membrane; integrin complex. The record is from RefSeq and is a predicted model, not a curated record. The transcript is spliced from 29 exons. Gene Ontology annotation, molecular function: integrin binding. Lineage: Eukaryota; Metazoa; Chordata; Actinopteri; Cypriniformes; Cyprinidae.